CCACAAACAUACCAGACGCGCACUAAUUAGAUUGAAUGGAGCGUAACAUUCACGCGCUCCCACUCAAACGGUUACGCUUCGCUUCGAGUAAACCACCCCUUAAUGGCAGACUCUUCCACUUCUCAAAGCAAUUCAAAGAAAACGCAACCCUUCCAUUUUCGAGCAAAAUUCGAAAAUCAAGAUAUACAACUCGUCGCUAACCUUCGAAACUUCCAUCAACACACCAUCAAACUCUCGAUCAAGAAUCUCCAGAGAAAACAAAGCUAUAAUACUCAAGAGAAAAUGGCAGCGAGAAACCAACCUGGAAGAAAUCAAACAAAAGACCUUAAGUGUGCCACUCAUCUCCUAAGUGAUAAAUUCAGAAACAUGAGUGAGGAGAAGAAGGCGAUUGUGAGGGAUCUGGGAUUCGGUGGCUUGAUGCACAUCCCACCACUAAGGGUGCAUCACCAACUGUUAAGGGAGCUGGCUAACAACUUCAAAUUGGAGGAGAAUAGACUGGAAACCGGAUACGGUUCUUUUAAAAUUACCCCAAGAAAAAUAGGUCAUGCGCUUGGCAUCAACGCAACAGGAGAUCUGUUUCCUCAGAAAGUGGAUUAUAAGAAACUUUCUGAGGAUGACAAACAUAACGGAGCGAAACUGAAGAGGGCAUGUUUUGACCUUUAUCGUCAAGGUGAGAGAUAUGAAAUAUCAAGUGAAGAUCUAGAUGAAAUCUUAAGGGAAAACGUUGAAAAUUCUGGUGGACAAAGGGAGAAGGAACCUGACAUGCGAUCGACAGAAGGUCGCUAUGUCUCUUCUGAAACAAUACCGGACGUGAACUUGGGAAGUGAUGAUCCUUCCUCUCAAAGACACACAGAACAAAGUAGUGUAAACAAGCCUGCAGAGAGCACGUUGAGUUUGGUUCAAGAGUCAGCGAGUGAGCCGGCUGAUUCGAAUAUAAUGGUUGUGAGGGAAGAAACACCGUUGGACGCACUUGCAAUGUGA
Molecule: messenger RNA, 981 nt
Organism: Arachis ipaensis
Lineage: Eukaryota; Viridiplantae; Streptophyta; Magnoliopsida; Fabales; Fabaceae
Source: RefSeq, a predicted model, not a curated record